Messenger RNA from Mucor velutinosus, 915 nucleotides. RefSeq lists its product as uncharacterized. The record is from RefSeq and is a predicted model, not a curated record. Gene Ontology annotation, molecular function: thiosulfate-cyanide sulfurtransferase activity. NCBI's taxonomy places the organism in Eukaryota, Fungi, Mucoromycota, Mucoromycetes, Mucorales, Mucoraceae. The coding region runs from base 1 to 915 and encodes 304 amino acids. The transcript has 5 exons. Gene Ontology annotation, cellular component: mitochondrion.
AUGUUUAGACAGGCUAGUGCUGCUAUCAAAAAUCGCGUCAUCAUGUCUCAACAGCAGGUUCGCUCGUUUGGAAGCCUCGUUUCUCCAAAGGAACUCAAGUCGGCACUCUCCAGUGUCAAAGUGCUCGAUGGAUCUUGGCAUAUGCCGAACACCAACCGUGAUCCAUAUCAAGAAUUCCUCAACAAGAGAAUCGCCGGCAGCCAGUUUUUCGGCAUAGAUACUAUCAAGGACACUUCCAGUGACCUACCUCAUAUGCUGCCCUCACCAGAUAACUUUGCGGAUGCUGUGGGUAGAUUGGGAAUCUCUCAAAAUGAUCAUGUCGUAGUUUACGACACUGCCGGCGUGUUUUCCGCAUGUCGAGUUUAUUGGACAUUUAAGGCAUUUGGUCAUGACUCCAUUUCCGUACUGAAUGGCGGUUUACCAGCAUGGGAAAAGGCAGAUGGUCCUCUUGAAACUGGCUCUCCUGAGCCCGUGAAGCCUCAAGUGUACAAAGUGUCCCAUGUCAACAAGGACAUUGUUCGUGAUUAUGAGACAGUCUUGUCCAAUGCUCGCAACAUUCAGCAAGGCAAGGACGGUGCGCAAGUAUUGGAUGCUCGUCCUUAUGCUCGCUUUAUGGGUGAGGCUCCUGAACCACGUAUCGGCUUGAGCUCAGGUCAUAUGCCUGGCUCUAUUAGUGUUGCAUUUAAUGAAGUGGUGGAGUCUGGUCAGAUGCUUGAUGAUGACAAGUUGCGUACAGUGUUUAAAUCAAAGGGCGUUGACGUUGACAAGGAGAUCAUCACCAGUUGCGGAAGCGGUAUUACUGCAUCCAUCUUGUAUUUGGCUUUGGAAAGGAUUGGUGCUCGCAAAUUGGCUGUAUAUGAUGGCAGCUGGACCGAGUAUGCUGCAAAGGAUGAUGCGUUGAUCAUUAAAGACUAA